This is a messenger RNA of Sebastes umbrosus (honeycomb rockfish), 13758 nucleotides long. Its product is annotated as dynein heavy chain domain-containing protein 1. The record is from RefSeq and is a predicted model, not a curated record. Bases 218 to 13573 code for a protein of 4451 amino acids. Gene Ontology annotation, molecular function: dynein light intermediate chain binding; ATP hydrolysis activity; dynein intermediate chain binding. Gene Ontology annotation, biological process: microtubule-based movement. The transcript has 44 exons. Gene Ontology annotation, cellular component: dynein complex. NCBI's taxonomy places the organism in Eukaryota, Metazoa, Chordata, Actinopteri, Perciformes, Sebastidae.
UUAAAGUCACUUAUUUAACUCUAGAAACGUCGCUGUCUGCUCUCUAAGUCUCCUGGUAACGUUACCUGAACUUCAGCAGGUGUUAAACUGUGUAACGUCUUUGGUUUAAUACUUAAAAACUGAAGUUAACUUUAAGUAAAGUCCUAAUGUAUAUUGAGUCUUGAAGACAAAGUCUGUGGUACCUAAACCUGCUGAUGGUAUUCGUAAGAUCAGCAGCAUGUUCGCUGCCACUUCAGAGAAAAGAUCUCAUGAUGGAGCUUCUCAGACCUGCAAUAAAGACAAUACUGGGCCUGGAUCAAAGGUUAGGAAGAAGACCCGCUCUCCUGAGGUGACUUUACCACCUCUAUGCUCGAGGCCUUUUCACUCAUCCAGGAUUCUGUUCAGUCGGACCCCCGUCCUCGGAAACAUCCCCUCUGACAGACCUUUAUCAGUGGUGGACCUCUCUCGUCUCAUAGCACAAGUAGGACCUGGGACAGCCAUAGGUGACACAAAAUGGACAGAAGGACCUCGACUGAUGGCCUCGGCAUUAGGGACCGACCUCCCUAUCGGAGCACUGAGUCUUACAGAGAAAGCUGAAUCGAUAAAAGUCACCACCUGUGAGGAUAAAAAGAUAACGACGUUGAAAAAUUGGAAAGCGACCAAACCAAAUGAAGUUCCUCUCACCGGCACCGAGGUAGUUCAUAUCUUUGCCAAUAAAGGGGGCCUGGUAGAAUUGAAGCUUUAUUACCUGAAAGAAGUGGAUGGAGACUCUUACAGACCCUAUGACCUGCGAGUGGUCGAGUCCAGCAAAGCAGGUUCUGAGCACUACGUCUUCUCCUCUGAUGCCGUACUACAUGUGACAGAAAGAGGCUAUGGUGGAGUAGUCAGUCUGGCAGAGUGGCACAGAGAGUCUAUGACGUGGAAAGCUUUGCAGGAAAUCCCAUUUUUCAGAGACUUCAGACUGCGGAAAGCUUUCACCAGGUGGCAUAAAAAUGGACCCAAGAACUUCUUUCAGCGCAAGUGUAAGGAUCUGCAAGAAAUGCUGCUUAUCGCUGUACCUCAGUUCAGAAAUGCUCUGUUUCUGUUCACCAGGAUAAUUGACGAACUGAAAGGGAUACAUCGACUGCCCCAGGAGGAGUCUAAAACCUUCACACUGCUGGAAUUCAAGAAUGUACUGAUAACCAUGAAUCAAGAGUGUGUGCAGAUAUUGAAGAAGUUAUCACAGUAUCGCGCUGUCAUCUUAAAUGUGGUGAGAGAGAAGAGCUACAAGGCUCAGCAGGAGCUGCAGCUGCACAUGGAAUACGCUAAAAAGCCAAAUAAAUGCCCUACUCGCCUCCUCCUGGCUCACCAGCAGGAGCUGAAGAGGGAGUUGGCACGCUCUGAAAGCAUCUUGGAGAAAUUGGGCAACUUUGCUGCUCUCGUCAAUCAAAUGACUGUUCAGAGUCUCGUCACGGUCAUCAGACGAGAUGUCAUUUCUUUUCUUGACAAUGUUGUGAAGAGGAAGCUCUCUCAGCAGUGCUGUCUCUUCCACACUGAGCUGUGUUUCAGUGCCGAUAGUCAGCUGACUGUGGACCCUCCAAUACAUGUGUUCCAAGAAGCUGUGAGUGAAGCUCUCCUGACUGCUGGCGACUCUGUAAUCCAGAUGUGUGACACGUGUGGAUUAUUCCUGGAGACCAGCAACAGUGUCUUCACCUCUGAUGGUACUCAGGAUUUAACCUCUGACCUCAGGAGUAUUGAGCAUCAUACUAUUACAGAGGAGAAUAAGAGCGGUGAUGGACUGACUGGUUGCAGGAGGGUUUGCUGCUCGCGAUCGCUCAGAGACGCGUCAGCUGGCUGGCAGCUGCUGCCUAAUCAGAGCUUUCUAAUGGUGCAGGGCAGCAGGGUGCACGGCUGCUACCAUCCCCUCCAAAAGAGACAGCUGGAGUGGCACAUCAGCAUCAAUGAUGUUACAACACAAGUUGAGAAAGAGCAGGCCAACAUCAUGCAGGAAGCUGAACUAGAAACCCAGCAGCUGUGUGAGAGCUACUCAUGGUUGGUGGAUGUCCAUGUGAUCGUUAGCCAAUGGAGUCAAACCUCUUUGGAAUCGAUGAAGGGUCAGCCUGCUUUACUGUAUGAGGAGCACAUAAAGAAGGUACGCUUCUGGACCGAAAGAAUCCACACAGUUCCCUCAUCAAUCUCCACCUCCAACCGGCUGUUCAUCAUCCAGUGCACCUGCAUAAAGGAAAGUCUAGGUCAACAGCUGAAGUCCAUUGAGGAGGAAGUGCUAGAGCAGCUAGUUGAGCAGAUAAAGCUACACUCCGAAAGCCUCAUAUCAGACAUGGAGAAGGCUACUGCUGAACUCGAUACAGACCCCCAAGACCUACAUGACAUCUCAAAAUACGCUCUUGUGAUGAGGGAGUCUGUGAAAAUGUUGGCCGACAUGCAGAAACAUCUGGAGUACAUUCACUCCCUCCAGGAGACUCUCUGCAUGAACUAUAGGAAGAUGACUGAACAGGAGGUGGCUUUGGAAAAAAAGAUGCUGGACACGCGGGAUCGCUUUAUUCCCCUCUUGAAGCAAGCAGAAAGCGUUGUGUGCCACCAUUUUCCUUCAAUGGUUAACGCAUUGGACACAAUAUUCUCAUUUUUAGCCUGCGACCUUAAAAAUACGGUCUCUAGAGCUACAUCCGGACCCUUCCUUGACCCAACCCAGAAUGCAAAAGAGAUGGCCUCCAAACUGAUCCCCAUGUGUCUGCAUGUGCACAACCUCAAUGCAAAGCUGGAACAACUUAGUAGGGACAGUCAAAACCUACACGAACAAACAAUGGAUUUGACCAGUUUGACUUCAGAUGUUCAGAAGGUCAAAGCCCGUAAAGAGUUGUGGGAGCUGAUAGCCGUGUACACAACAUGGAUGGAAGAAUGGAAACAGCUGCUUUUCAGUGAGGUUGUGGUGUCACAAGCUCAGGGGAGGAUUGCCAAGUGGAGGGAGCAAGCUCUAUCUCUAACAAGUGUCUUACCUACCCACGAUGCAGUGCUGCAGGAGGCUUUGGGAAUCCUGGAAAGCUUAAGCCAUCAGGUUGUAGUUAUGGCCAAGCUGCAGAGCCCCACACUCAAACAGAGACACUGGAAGGACAUUUUCCAAGGCAUGGGUCUUUUGAAUGUCCCAAAGAAGAAGGUGACUGUUGGUGAACUGAUGUCUCAAACACUUGAAGUCGACCAGAAACUAAUAACCAAGAUAUUCAGGGAUGCACAAGCCGAGUGUGACAUGGAGCAGACCUUCCAAAAGCUUCGAGAGGGAUGGGAAGCCAGACUCUUCCAUCUGGAUGAAUUCACUCUGCCUGUUUGGCACCAUCGUGAGCCACAACAUGGAUUAACAGAGACGGAGAAGCCCACGGAGGGCACAGUUUCAGAUCUGCAAACUGCCAGUCAACACUCCUGUAAUGAUGCAAGAUUCACCAUGAUCGGUCUGGAGAUACACUUUGCCGAGAUAGAGAGUGAUUUGAUUGCUCUGUCCACCAUGUUGAAGUCCCCACACAGUGCUGAGUUCAGGCUGCAGAUGGACGAUUGGAUGAAGUCACUACAAGAUCUCGGGAAGCUGCUUUGUUUAUUUGAAAGAUACCAGAAAGUGUGGGCCUUCCUGACCAAGAUGUUCCAUGAAACAUCCUUUAGUGUUCAGAGAGUGGAUCUGCUGGAGCGAUUCCAACCAGUCGAUAAGACAUUUAAGGAAAUCAAGAACUCUAUAUCAAGUGACCCUCAUGUGUUGAACUUUGUUCAUUCCAAGAAGACAAAUGACAGAUUCCAUGGUAAUAGCCUCUACCAGAUUCUCAUUGAUGGUCUGUCGACAAUGGAGGCCAUUUCCAACCAAAUGGGGGAUCUCCUGGAGACCCUCUGUGACCAGUUUCCAAGACUGUGGUUCUUGAGUGACAGGGAAGUGAUACAACUACUCUCCUUUCAUCCGACGCCUUUCACAAUGCAAACCUUUGUGCGCAAAUGCUUUAAAGGGAUACGUUGGCUCGAAGUGGAUUGUGUAGAGAACGUGCUGGGGUUUUUUGGCAGCCUCCAUGAGCACAUUACCUUUCUGUCUCCUUUGGAGCCAAAUCUGAACGCUUUGGUUUGGCUUUGUAGCUUUGAGAAACAAUUAAAGUUGACCAUGGUACAGCUCAUGAAACAAUGUGCUGUUGUGCAAAAGCAGCUUGAACCAUCCAGUCAGGAUGUGUCAUGUGAUAAGGAAGUUGGAGACAUCCUGUUCCACAUGGCUGAAAUGAGAAAAAUGGUGCUACCUGAGCUGGAUCUGCUGUCUGAAUAUCCUCUUCAGUGUCUGCUGGUGGCUGAGGAGGCGGUUUGGUGCCGGGCCGUUCUACAAACUAACCAAGAAUCAAGCCCGGUGAAGUUGAGCAACAUGAAAGCAUGCAACUCUGCAAAACUGAAAACACUUGGCUGUUCCAUAAGGGAUGGAGUCACAGGGGCUAAAAGUGAAUCUCUGGUUUCAAAGUACACGAUGAUGUGUCUGCGUGCUUUAGUGCAACUUACAAUGAAGCAUGCGCAGCAGCUAUCUCGACUCAUGGAGGUCCAGUGUGUGCUGGAGUCGUCUUUUGAAUGGCUGAGUUUGAUGAAGUAUCAUUUAAACUCUGAAAGUCUGAAAGGCGACGACGAUCCAACAUGUUACGUGGAUGUUUUAGGUCAUCGACUCCAAUAUGAUUAUGAGUAUUUUGGUCCAGAAGAUUGGGAGAUGGUGCAUACUCCAUCCACAGAUCGGGCGAUACUGGGGAUUCUCCUGGCUCUGACAAGCUACAGAUGUGGGUUCGUGAGUGGACCUUGCAUCUCUGGAAAGAAAACGACUGUGGUCCAGUUAGGAAAAGCGCUGGGGCGACAGGUUGUCAAUAUGCAGUGUUGUCCAAGCAUGAGACCUGGUGUUGUUCAGCGGAUGCUGUUGGGCGCCCUCCAGACUGGAGCGUGGCUUCUGCUGGACUCUGUGGAUUUGCUAACACAAGGGGUCCUGUCAUUACUGGGGCAGCAUCUAGUAGACAUCCACCAAUCCUUCUCUGAGUUAACGAAGAAUAAGAAUCAAAGAGUGAAUGAGGACAGGACUGCUGAUGGGAUCAAAGGUUGUAAAAACAUUGAUUCAGGAUGUUGUAUGGUACUUGCAGGGAGAAGCAUUUCUGCGAGCAAAAGUUAUGGUUGUGUUCUCGUCUCAUCGAAGGGGUGUACGUUUGAGGUUCCAGAGAGUCUGCGAUGUGCUACCAGACCCAUUGCGUUAACUCAUCCAGAUUACAGGAUCAUUGCAGAAGUAAAGCUGGCUUCCCUUGGUUUCUUAGAGGCCACGUCUUUAAGUGGACGUCUGGUGUCCCUCAUCAGCCUGGCAAAGGAUUCCCUCUGUCUGCCUGAUUUCAUCAAUGACGACCAGAGCUGCCAUCUCGUUGUCUUAGAAAAGAUCAUCUCCGCCUCUGAAAUGCACUUACAACUAAACCUAAGGCAACGAAGAAUUUCAGAUGAGGCUGAAGGAGCGGCUGCAGACCAAGCUGAUCCUGUGCCUUCACAAAAUGUGACUGCCAGAGUUGUUGAAAAGGAUAGAAAAGAAAUCGAAAAGGCUUCCAGGGUGCGCAGUUCUCAUUUGUUAAUUAUGCAGGGAUUAAUGGAGGAGACGGCCAUUGUCAAAGCGAUUCUUUCUGUCGUCUUACCUGUUCUUUAUGAGCACAAGAAAGCCUCACAGUUCAACAUCAUUUUCAAGGACACAUUCCCUAUAGCGUGCCAGUUCCCUCUUUUCCAGCAAUACAUUGAGAAAGAAGAAAAGAUUCAACUUAAAGAUGCGGUUACAGAAGAAUUACAAAGGAAAUUGUUUCACUCUGACACCGAAUUAACUAGCAGAGCUCUUACUCUCUAUCAGACCAUGAAAUUGUCUCAGGCAGUCAUACUUAUAGGCCCGUCGGGAAGUGGAAAGACAACCUGUUACUGUGCUCUAGCUGGAGCGCUCAAUCAUCUGUCUGCCAAGGAAGAUGUAUUUGAAAAUGAGAAUACGAUUGAAGGAGAUACUCCACAAAUCUCUGCUACAACCUGGACCUCUGUUGACACUGUUGUCUUAUUUCUUAACGCCAUGUCCCAUGAAGAGGUAUUUGGCUGCUUCUGUGAAAAGAGAGGAUGGCAAGACGGAGCUGUUGGAAAGGUGCUGAGAGAUUCAGAACAACGGGAACCAACAAGCUCUACAAUCUGCAACGACAACAAGAAAAGUGAUCAGAUUCAAAAAUGGCUGGUGAUGGAUGGGAGCCCUGUGGGGCAGCCCGGCUGGUUAGAUUACUUAACUACAAUGUGCAGUCCUGAUGACCCAUUCCUGUACCUACCAUCAGGUGAAACACUGCCAUCCCAAUCACACCUGAAGCUACUUAUGGAGGUCACUGACCUGCGCGAUGCAAGUCCCUCUGCAGUGACCCGCUGCAGCUUUGUGUACUUCACAGGCACUGAUCUGUGGAAGGCUGUGUGGAAGAGUGAAGUGGAUGCUCUCUCUGUUGAAGACAAACUGGAUCAAGGAACCUUGAAAAUGUGGAAUCGUCUGGCUGACGAUCUUUUCUCCAGCACUCUUAGUUUGCUCACUCAAAAGGCUUUAACCUCCGCAGUCCAUGAUGAAGGAGAAGCUCUUCAAAGCACCACGUAUGGACUGCAAGAGAUCACGUCAUUUGUUCGGAUCCUACGUGCCCUCCUACUGCGUUUUGGGAAGGAUGUGGAAAUAGCUGGGGCAAUACCCCAAACAGAUACAUAUCUAAAGAGAACAGGAACAGUGGGCACAGAUCCCCACACUAAACAAGACCUGCUGGCCAGGAACCUUUUUCUGGUGGCUUAUAUUUGGGGAUUUAGUGGACAUUUGCAUCCCCGCCACCAGCCACAGUUCGACUCACUAGCCCGUCAAGUGCUCUUUACUUGCCGAUACAAAAUUGUGGUUCCUGAUGAAGAGAGUGUGUUCGAACACUUUUUAAACCUUGACAGCAGGACAUGCCCCAAGAGCACACUGCUGGCAAAUCCCAUCUGUCCCAAGUAUGGGAGUUAUACCUUUCUCCUGAACCUUAUGUUGGAGGCAAACCAGCCAGUGUUGCUCGCCGGAGAACCCGGUUCUGGAAAAACCACUCUGUGCAGAAGUUUGCUGAGUUUUGACAAGCCAUACAUCAGCCUGCCAGCCAGUCCACUCCUGAGCUCCAGAGACCUGCGCACUGUACUGGAUACCAUCAGCUGCCAGAAGAGCUGUAAGGAUGCUCUGGGCUCCAAAAAGCUACUUCUUUUUCUGGAUGAUUUGCAUGAAGCCCCCUGUGAUGUCUUUGGGAAGACGUCAACGGCUCUAGAGACGCUACGACAGAGUAUUUCAAUGGGACAGAUUUUAACAUUUGAUGCCUACAACUUGAAGUUAUUGAGUGCUGCAACCAUCAGCUACAUGGCUACCUGCUGCGUCUUUGGAUUGGCUAAUCGCCACAAUAAUGUGAUGUCCUCCAGGCUCUCGCGCUUGUUCUCCAUCUUUGUGCUCCCCAGCCUGUCUAUGGGCGUCGUAUUGUCCAUGCAUUCACUUCAGCUAAAAACCUGGCUCAACGAAGUGCCCCUUCAGCAACAUGGCGAGGAUAUGGCGCGUUGUAUCAUCACUGCAACUAAAAAUCUCUAUCAUGCAGUACGCGACCAGUUCCAGCCGACUGUGCAGACGCCCCAUUUCAUGUUCUCCCAUCAUGACCUCCAGAAGGUGUUUAGAGGGAUGUGCCUGUGGCAGCCUAACAUCCCAAACACAGGGACAACGCAGAACUUGGUAGGGCCUGCAUCGGUCCUUAACGUAGCACAUCUCUGGAUGCAUGAGUGCAUGCGUACAUUCGGUGACAGGUUGUGCUCAGAGGAUGAAAGCAAAGCUCUUGUGUCACUCAUAGCUAAGACGGCAACAACACACUAUGGAGUUAGAUUGGUUGAUGAAACCCAGUCUGUCAGUGCAGACGACCCACCUGCUGUCGCAAGCAUCUGUAAACCAAUAGGUCAGAGUCUAGAUGCACUAAAUCUGCCUCAAGAGCCACAACCAGCUGGCCAGUCAGACCUGGAGAAAGGCCACACAUUGACUGAACCUUCCUUUCUGUCUGGGAACACAAGCCUAAAAGCUCACCCUCUGCAACCCCAGAUUCUCCAGCAUAUGGAGGACAUACUGGCUAAGCUUGUAUUUGGUCCUGAGCUCUCUGAGGCCUCAAUGAAUCAGCAACACAAUUUAAAAAAUAGCUGUUCUUAUCAGGACCGAGACCUUGAUGUACUGCUGCAGGAGCUGUGUGCACUCAUGGACAGAAAAGAGGAAGACAAAGGACAGGAAGUUGACGUUACAACCAGAUUAAUUGUCCACAGACAGAGGGUGAGUCAGCUGUUACACAUCCUCAGGGUGUUGCUCAUACCUGGAGGUCACGGAGUGCUGAUUGGCUCAGACAGAGGAACAGGCCGUAAAACCACGGUGCGUUUAGCCACCUGUGUAACGGGCUACCAGUUGAUGGAGGUGCAUCCUGGUAAUGAGAAUAAGUUGCAUGAAAUCCUGAAAGAAGCUGGGAAUCAAUCUAGAGUGGAUGGAGUUAAUAUCAUCGUACUGGUCCAUGAAGGAAUCAGCCCAUCUGUCAGAGAAGAACUGUUGGUGGCGAUGGCUCACCGAACCUACCCGGGGCUCUGCGCAGAUCAGGAGCUGAGACAUCUUCUUCUUUCCAGAGUGACUGCUGUGAGGAACUCAAGAAGAUACCUAAUGGACAGUUGGAUGUUUGAGAAGUGCUUGAGCCAAAGCCACAGAAAUGUGCAUGUGUUCCUGUUGCUUCCCGUCACCAUGACAGACAGCAGUGAGAUACCUGCCAACAACGGACCCCAUGGAUGGAAUGCACAACUGACCAAGGCCCUGAGCAUCAGUUGCUGUGUGGAGGUGUACCAGCCGUGGUCCAACCAGUCUUUAUUGGAAGUUGCUGCUCAAUGCCUCAAAACCAGUCCCCACAAAAUAGAGAGAGAAGGUUCAGGGGCCAGCCUGUCUGUGGCUAUGGCAGAAAUCCAUCAGUCUGCAUGUCAGUAUGCGUCUGUCCUGCUAACAGCUCAGCCUUUCAGCCCUCAGACUUAUAUGGAGUUCAUCGCCCACUUUGGUUACCUCUGCAACCACCUGCACGAAAAACAGCAGAGCCAAGCCAGCAGACUUGCUACUGUUCUGUCUCAUUUGGAUGUCCUGAACAGCACAGCUGUGCAGUGCAAACAUCACUUGAUGAGACUGAAGGAGAAGGCUGCUGAUACACAGAAGUGGGUGGAAGAGCUCCUCAGAGCGAUAGAUUAUCAGAGGAGCUGCUUUGAGGAAGCCCAGAAGAAAUGUGUAGCAUUGGAGAAGAAACUGUCUCACCUGGAGGGUCAGAUUAAUAACGCUCAGCUACAGAUUGAACCUCUGUUCGAUGCAGGCCUUAAGAUUUUUAAUUUUCUUAAUCCAUCUGACCUGGAGGAGGUACGCCACUACAGAGAUCCACCUGAUGGCGUGGUGAAAGUCAUGGACGCCAUUUGUUUGCUGUUUAACCGUCCACCAGGCUGGGAGAGUGCUAAACAGCUUCUGGGACAAUACAACUUUUUCCAGGAGUUAGAAUUUUUUGACCGCUACAGUCUGACAAAUGAACAACUGCAGCAGCUCGGCCAGAUAGUUCACAGCCCCCAGUUCGUGCCAGAGUCUGUGCUCGAGGUGAGCAAAGCCUGCGAGUCCCUGUGUCGAUGGGUCCAGGCUGUGUACAGGUGCUGCCGCAUGCGACACCAACUGUCGGUCAAGAAGCAACUGGAGGUGCUGGACAAAGAGGCUCAAGGUCAACUGCAGUUGGCCAAGCAGCAAAUGGAAGAGGAGUACCAUCGUCUAGAGGAUCUUAAGCUUCAGCUGCAGAUACAGAUACAAAAAGAACUGGAGGAGGAACUGCUGGAGCUGCAGACAGCUGAGAGCUCAGAAAGAGAAGCUGCUGCAGCUGUAGAGCAGCUGGAGACACUUGACAGAGACUGGAGGGCUGCUGCUCAGGAGGCUGAGUUAAAUAACCAAACCUUACCAGGAGAUGCCCUUAUCCUAGCGGCAACCAUCUCUUAUUUGGGCCCCUUUGGAUCUGAUAUACGCACAGAACUGCUGAGCAAGUGGAGGGAGCUAUGUCUGACGGGAAGCAUCAACAUAAACCCAGAGGACCCCAGAACCUCCAUGUUCACACACUCUGACGCUGCUCCUUCUCGCCCCCCUCUCGGUUUCCCCAUCCCUGUGUCUGAGAGGCUGCAGCUGACUCUGGGUCGGGCGUUAGGUCUACUCCGGGAUGCUCCACCUGCCAGAAUGGUUGUAAAGCUGCUGCUCUGGGGUUGCAGGAGGGCCUGGGUUCAGCGCUGGCCUCUACUGACAGACACCCAGCAACAUCUAGAUAUAAGCUCUCAAAGCUGCCUCAUCACAGGAGAGAAGGCCAAGCUUGAGGAGGAGACCGAGUGUGAGAUGGUGGUUUGUGCCGAUGAUCCAGAGCUGCUGGACAAGCUGGACCAGGCUGCAGAGAAAGGUUUGAGAGUCCUGGUCACUCACGUGGAACGUGCGAUUCCCAGUCCGAGGUUUCUGGCUAGAUUGGUACGCUCUGCUGGAUGCCUCCAUCCAGGGUUAAAGCAACGCGUUCAGCCGACCCACCCUGAAUUCUGCCUCUUCCUUAGCACCCAUCUGCCUGUCCAACUGCUUAACAGUGAGAUCCAUCCGUCCAUCUUGGCCGAGGUACGCGUGGUUGACCUUUCUCUGAGCUCAGGAGAGAUCCAGGAGCUGAUGCUGACACAGCUGCUGCAGUCUCAGUGUAAAAAGCUGCUGAUUCAACACUUACAGUUCCAGAAUGACAAGCAGUCGCUGCAGGAGAGACUGGUCUCAGAAGAGGAUGCUCUGAUGGACUACAUCCUGCAGUCUAACACCCCACUGCUGGAGGACUCUGCUUUUCUCCCCCGCGUGGCUGUUUGUCAAGAUGCAAUGAAGGAACUGCAGGCCGAGAUCCAGCAGCUGAGCGAGGAGCUGGAGUACCUCGAGUCCCUGCUGGCUGCAUCCCGACAUCUAAUGAGGCUGGCUGCUGCCCUCCACCAGGCUCUGCAGGAGGUGUCCCGUCUUUCCCCUGCCUACUUCUUCUCCCUACGUGGCUUCAUCGCGGUUAUGCAAGAGGCCUUCAUUGUGAAGGACAGGCCAUUAGUGUCAUGCACCGCAGGGAAAGUGCCAGAGGGCAUAAUACCAGAGGUCAUGAACCGGAUGGUAGCCCAGCUGCUGGGUCAAUACAGGCCGUGUCUCUUCAAGAGUCAUGUGGCUGUUCUGGAGCUGCUGCUGUCUGUGGCUCUGCUGCAACACAACCAGCCCUGCUCUGAAGCUGAGAGGGUGGCGUUCCUCAGGGGCCUUCAGGACAUACAACACCCUGUCACUAGAGUCUGCUCCCUUCCUCCUGCUGUCUCGCAUUCCACUAGUUCUCUGCCCAGCUGGAUACCCCCUCACAUCCACCAAGAGCUCUUCUGCUUGGAGAAGAUCCCGGUCUUCAGAGGGCUGAUUGCCUCUCUCUCCACUUGCCCCAUUCAGUGGCAGGAGUACCUGCACUUCCCUUCCUCCACGGUAGCAGGGGCUGUUCCCUGUCGCUCCCACUCCCAUCUAUCCCUGCUACAGCGGGCGCUCCUCUGGAAGACCAUGCUCCCGAACUGCUUGGAGGUACUAGCUGAGGCCAUGGCCGCCUACCACCUCUGCCUGCCUGGACAGACAGCAGGCACAGAGGCCCUUCACGCCAGGAACCGUGAGGCCGUCUCACGAUAUCUGGUCAAACAUGAGGGACCCAUUGUCCUUACAGUGCCCAGUCAAAGAGGAGAUAAGUGGACAAGCAUCCAGCCUCUUCACUUGAUAAACAGAUUGGCCUACUGUGUAGCAAAAACAAAGAAGGUUCAGGUGAAAGUCAUUCCCUUUGGGGCUCUGUGUGACAGAGAGCUAAUUCUCUCAAUGCUGGACAAAGCGGUUAACGAGGGCCAAUGGUUGGUUUUCAACAACUGUCACCUGUUGGAACAAUGGGAUGGUAAAGUAGUGGCUCACCUCAGUCAGUUGUGCUCCUCUCUCAGAGAGGAGCGACGCCUGAUUCACCCGUGCUUCCGAUUGUGGAUUAUAAGUCAAGAACAUUCAUCACACUUCAUACCAGUGGCAGUGCGGAUAUGUGCCCUGCCUCUGGUCUGUGAUUCUCCCUGGGGUCUGAAGGAGGAGCUGAGCUGGUCCUUGAGACAGCUGGUGUCCGUCGUACAGAGUCAAUCGCUGUCAGCAGACAACAUGGAACUCCUCCUGCGCUGUGCCGUCUUCCACUCUGUGUUACUACAGAGACAAACCUAUAAACACUCGGGCCAAGGGAGGAUCUACAGUUGGAGUCAGGAAGACCUCCUGGUUCUGGUGGAUGCACUCAUUUGCAUUGCUAGUCGCUGCCACGACACGGCUAAGGCUCUGCAGUAUAUAGCAGUCCAUUUAGUGCAUGGCGGCCAUUUACUAGACUCUGCAGAUUUGGAGGUGGUGGAUGGCGUUGCCAAGACCUGCCUCAGCAGAGCGUCACCUCUCUGGGCCGGUGGGCCACACAUCCUCUCAGAUAAUACCAGCAGCCCUGGCCACUGUGAUUUGUCAGAACUACUGCAGACGUUGGAGCAGGAUCUUCAUAAUUCAACGAACAUUGACCCCCGAGUGUUGGGCUUCAGUGCAGAUGUGGCAGCUGAGAUAAUCCAGAUCAACAGCCACAAUUUGAACACACUGCUGCAGGCCUCCCAGACUCCUCUAGGAACAGUGAGGAGUUUGUUGAACCAGCACGCCACACUUCCAGCCUACAGCCAUGCUAGAGACCGACUGCAGGCUCUGAAGAGAUCCCUCUGCACAGUUACAGAUGCAGGAGCUGUUUCUGACAGUCGCCUGCGUGACUUCCUCCAGGCUGAGUGGGAUGAUCUCAUUGAUUUGGUGUCCUCGCUGCUCUCACAGCUCCAACAGCCCGUUCAAUACAACGCGCUGACCUUUGCUUCCCUCCUCGAGCUCACUGACUUGUCUCGCUUGGAGAGGAGGGCAGAGUUGCUCAGUGCUUAUCUCCGGCACCACGACACUUCAGAUCCUCCCGGUGCAUACCGACUCUCUGCUUUCAGAAAUGCCAGAGGCUUUCUGGUGGCAGUGAUGAGAGAGGCUGCUCAAGUAAAUCGCAAAUAUAUCAGUGAUAUAGCCCUGCAUUUUCAGGUUCUGAGUGAUAGUACAUACCCAACCUCACUCCCCCUGGGCGCUGUGUAUUUAUGUGGCCUGCAGCUGAGAGGGGCAUCAUGGGAUACACAGCUAGGAGCCCUACAGGACACCACAGUCUCUCUGCAGCCAUGCUCACUUCCACUUGUUUGUGUCAAAGCUCAAGUCAGGAGCACAGAUACCUCCCCUUGUAAAAGUUCACUUUUAAACGGCGUCCAGGUCACGCAUGCUUCUCCAUCGACUGCCCAACAGUUACCGCUCUAUCACUGCCCGCUCUACCUCGAUGGAGAGCGGGAGAGUGGAAACGACCUGGCAGAUGUUAACAUCAUCACUACGUUUCCCCUUCACGCCAAGCUAGAUCCUGUGUUGUGUAGUCUGAGAAGGGUGAGGCUAGUGAGCAUGCUCUGACUUAAACCUGCUGUGAUGCUCCAGACGGACGCUCAGAUGCAGUUUUACUGAAUGAACAACACUGGAUUGCUAAAAGAGUUGUACUACAUGAGAAAUCCUGUAAAGUCUUGUUCUGCUGCUGUAUAAUGUCUCUUCAUACAUUACGCUUUGUGAUUUUUUUCCAUUAAAAUGUUUACACAGUGUCA